Messenger RNA from Acytostelium subglobosum LB1, 2247 nucleotides. RefSeq lists its product as hypothetical. The record is from RefSeq and is a predicted model, not a curated record. Gene Ontology annotation, molecular function: cobalamin binding; metal ion binding; methylmalonyl-CoA mutase activity. The coding region runs from base 1 to 2247 and encodes 748 amino acids. The transcript is spliced from 3 exons. NCBI's taxonomy places the organism in Eukaryota, Evosea, Eumycetozoa, Acytosteliales, Acytosteliaceae. Gene Ontology annotation, cellular component: mitochondrion.
AUGAACAGUCUCAUUGGCAACACAACUCGAUCGUUGUUAAAGCGAUCACUUCACUUGCAUGGUAAUAGAAGUUACUUGACUUCUAGUAAGCCACUAUGCACAAAGGUUCCACUCCCUGAGGAUUGGGUCAAGUUGUCAAAGAAGGAGAUCAAGCAUGAUGACCCUGCUGGUAAACUUACAUUCUUGUCACCAGAGGGUAUCGAGAUCAAACCAUUAUAUAUGCAAGCUGAUGCAAAGGGAGUGGCUGAUGAGAUACCAGGCAAGUUCCCAUUCACUCGUGGACCUUAUGCGACAAUGUAUGCCAAUCGUCCUUGGACCAUUAGACAGUAUGCUGGUUUCUCGACGGCUGAGGAGUCGAACAAGUUCUACAAGAAGAACAUGGCGGCUGGACAGAAGGGUCUUUCAGUGGCCUUUGAUCUGGCCACGCACAGAGGCUACGACUCGGAUCACCCUCGUGUCGUCGGUGAUGUGGGUAUGGCCGGUGUAGCCAUCGACUCUGUCGAGGACAUGAAGAUCCUGUUCGACAGCAUCCCCCUGAAGGACGUCUCUGUGUCCAUGACCAUGAACGGCGCCGUGCUGCCAGUGCUGGCAAUGUACGUCGUUGCUGGUGAGGAGCAGGGCGCUCUGCAGGCACAGCUCAGUGGCACCAUCCAGAACGACAUUCUCAAGGAGUUCAUGGUGAGGAACACAUUCAUCUACGGACCUGAGGCGUCGAUGCGCAUCGUCUCGGACAUUAUGGCCUACACCUCGAGAAACAUGCCAAAGUACAACUCAAUCUCCAUCUCUGGCUAUCACAUGCAAGAGGCUGGCGCCGACACUUCGCUCGAGCUGGGCUUCACCCUGGCCGACGGCCUUGAGUACGUGCGUUGUGGAGUGCAGAGUGGCGUGACUGUCGAUGAGAUUGCACCACGUUUCUCCUUCUUCUUUGGCAUUGGCAUGAACUUCUACAUGGAGAUCGCCAAGCUUAGAGCGGCCCGUCGUCUCUGGUCCAAGUUGGUCAAGGCCAAGUUUGCACCAAAGGACGAGAAGUCCUUGAUGCUGCGCACUCAUUGCCAGACCUCUGGUUGGUCUCUGACCGAGCAGGAUCCAUACAACAACGUCGUGAGAACCACUGUCGAGGCCAUGGCUGCCGUGCUCGGUGGCACACAAAGUCUGCACACCAAUGCCCUCGAUGAGGCUAUCGGUCUGCCAACAGAGUUCAGUGCUAGAGUGGCCAGAAACACACAGCUCAUCCUGCAAGAGGAGACUGGUAUCCCCAACAUCAUUGACCCAUGGGGAGGCUCAUACGCCAUGGAGGCGCUGACCAACGAGCUUGAAGCCCGUGCCCAGCAGAUCGUGGACGAAGUCGAAGCGAUGGGCGGUAUGUCCAAGGCCGUGGCUGAGGGUAUGCCCAAGCGUAGAAUCGAAGAGUCGGCUGCUGGUCGCCAGGCUCGUAUCGACUCGGGCAAGGAGACAAUCGUCGGAGUCAACAAGUACAGACUAAAGAAUGAGGACCCAAUCGAUAUUUUGGCCAUCGAUAACAAGACUGUCAGACAGUCACAGAUCGACAGACUCGAGAAGAUCAAGGCCACACGUGACAGUGCUGCCGCCAAGCAAGCUCUGGCCGAUCUCACAGAUGCCGCCAAGAACAAGACUGGCAACCUCCUCGAUCUGGCCAUCAAGGCCGCACGUCUGAGAUGCACAGUCGGAGAGAUCAGUGACGCCCUCGAGCUGGUCUAUGGCCGCUACAAGCCCACCCACUCGCUGGCCAGCGGUGCCUACAAGACCAACUACGGCAAGGUCAACGAGAUUGACAAUGUGCUGGCAGAGGUCAAGCGCUUCAACGAGAAGCACGGACGUCCACCCAGAAUCCUGGUGGCCAAGAUGGGCCAGGACGGCCACGACCGUGGCGCCAAGGUUAUUGCCUCGGGCUUCUCUGAUCUGGGAUUCGACUGUGAUGUCGGUCCUUUGUUCUCCACCGCCAGCGAGGUCGCACGUCAGGCCAUCGAUGCUGAUGUGCACGUCGUUGGAAUCAGUUCGCAGGCUGCAGGACACAAGACACUGGUGCCAGAGUUGGUCGGCGAGCUCAAGAAGAUGAACGCCUCCCAUAUCUCUGUUGUGUGCGGUGGUGUCAUCCCCUUCCAGGACUACGACUUCCUGUACAAGGCCGGCGUUGUUGCCAUCUUUGGUCCAGGCACCAAGGUCACUGAUGCCGCAAUCACUGUUAUCAAGUCAAUCGAUGAAAGCUUGGCCAAGCAACAACAGUAA